AUGAGUCUAAUAACCCUCUUUAAGGCUGGUAUGCUGCCUAUCUGCGCAAUCAUUAUUUCGCUUGCACCCUUUACAACUUUCAGCCAACCUCAGACGUUACAAAAUUACAAUAAUACCUCAACCAACGCAAUUAUAUACACACCGUUCGUCAAGGACUCGAUGAUGAACACAAAUGUAUCCGUUGCUAAUUCCUACAUGUCGAGUGAAAGCGACACGUCCAUCCUCUUAUACCAUCAGAAUGCUGACGAUCAAGGAGCCGAUCAAGCAAUUUCAUCAUCCGGAAUACAAGCCAAGCCUAAAUCAUGGAUACUACCAAAGAGAGCUUGGGUUGAAACAAAACGAGUGAAAGAACAAGAAAGCGAUGCCAUGUGGGACAUUGUAACACGCAAAGAAAAUGGUACUGUAUAA
Mucor velutinosus is the source of this 408-nucleotide messenger RNA. RefSeq lists its product as uncharacterized. The record is from RefSeq and is a predicted model, not a curated record. The transcript has a single exon. Bases 1 to 408 code for a protein of 135 amino acids. NCBI's taxonomy places the organism in Eukaryota, Fungi, Mucoromycota, Mucoromycetes, Mucorales, Mucoraceae.